Messenger RNA from Dendroctonus ponderosae (mountain pine beetle), 863 nucleotides. It is a transcript of the gene SmD3, whose product is annotated as small nuclear ribonucleoprotein Sm D3. Lineage: Eukaryota; Metazoa; Arthropoda; Insecta; Coleoptera; Curculionidae. The transcript has 2 exons. Gene Ontology annotation, molecular function: RNA binding. The record is from RefSeq and is a predicted model, not a curated record. Bases 142 to 558 code for a protein of 138 amino acids. Gene Ontology annotation, cellular component: SMN-Sm protein complex; spliceosomal tri-snRNP complex; catalytic step 2 spliceosome. Gene Ontology annotation, biological process: RNA processing; spliceosomal snRNP assembly.
CGUCAAACCAACUGCCUGUCAUUUGUCAUUGACCGGCGUCCAAACAAUCCUUAAAAGUAAACAACCGAAUUCCGAAAAUCUCCAAUCAUCUGCCCCAAUAUCAGACUCUUCUCCCGUUUAGUUAAAGGAAAAUAAAGCAAAAUGUCUAUCGGUGUGCCCAUUAAAGUUCUCCAUGAGGCCGAAGGCCACAUAGUGACGUGCGAGACAAUAACCGGCGAAGUCUACAGAGGAAAACUCAUCGAAGCUGAGGAUAACAUGAAUUGCCAAUUAACUCAGAUUACUGUAACCUAUCGGGAUGGGCGGGUGGCCCAGUUGGAGAACGUCUACAUUCGCGGCUCAAAAAUCCGCUUUCUCAUACUGCCCGACAUGCUGAAGAACGCCCCCAUGUUCAAGAAGCAGACAAAAGCAGGGGUGGCAGGAAGGGGCAAGUCUGGCAUACUCAGGGCUCAAGUUGCGAGGGGCAGAGGGAGAGGCGGGCCUCCUACUCGGGGCCGAGGAGGGGCCCCGUGGCAAAAUCAGGGCCAGAUGGGCACAGGCUCUGGCGGCAGGGGCCGAUAAUCCCAAAACAUGCUGUCAGAGCAGCAGCAUCCUGUACAUUAUUAUUUGAUAAGGCCAAAAAAGCCAGUCCGAGAUCAGAAAAGCUGGAUAGGCUAAGGACCAAUGACCAGUGAUUUAGUGCUUUGAGUGGUGAACAGUUCUUCAGAUAAGUGAAGUUUUUUAUUUAUAAUUUGUUUACAAAAAACGCCAAGGGCAAUUCACCUAGACGGUUAGGUAAUUUGCGAUGUUCCAUAAAAAGUUUUGUUUAACUGUCCCUGUAUAUUCAACUCAAGCUAGUAUAAAAUAAAGUUUUCUAUCGGAAAUAA